AUGUUCGAGGCCUCGAAUACUGCUUUAUGCAUGACUAGAUACUCCUCCGUACAUGCUAUUCGAUUGCUAUCAUUCAGAGUCCACGAUUUUGCUAUAUCAAAGCCCCCUCUUAAACCAGAUAUCAGGGAGUCCACUAGUAUCCCUUCCCGACCCUCGCCCCAAAGUGCUAUCCUCGAAGUCAUCUCACUGGACAAAUUAAUGUCUAAUGAGGCCGCUACUGUCUCCAAGCUGUUAGCAGCUUGCACUGACACGGGGUUCUUCUACCUUGACUGUACUGACUGGAAAGAUGGCUUGUCAGCCAACCAAAUUAAACGUUUGUUUCAAACUUCUAAGGCUCUGUAUGAUCUAGCUCGCGAGGAGAAGAAUGUGUGGGUGGCUGACCAUAAUCACGCGGAGGAUAUGAUUGUUGGGUAUAAGGACGCAGGGAUGGGGUCAGGGCCCGUAGAAGGGAAGAAGGAUGGGUUUGAAGGGUUUAUGAUUUUUGAACACCCCUUGGGCUGUGUAUCAGAUCCCACCACUAUGGCCGCCCCCGGCCCGCUACAAGCAGAGGGCAGCCUCCUCCAAGCCAAUGUAUCUGUAUUACGUGACAUCGGCCUCUUAAUUCUUACCAGCCUGUCCCAAUCUCUGGACUUGACUGGAGAAUCUUCCUUCACAUCCACCCACCGAAAGGGGGAAGCAUCAACCACCGCCCUAGGGCUCCUUAAAUACCUCCCCUACGGCACAGCUGAAGACAUCGGGGUGGGACAUAUUGCGCAUACAGACGCGGGGAGCUUGUCGUUUGUGUUCACUGACGUGCCAGGGUUGCAAGUCGCAAUGCCGGGGACGGAUGAGUGGGCUUAUAUUACGCCGCGAGAAGGCCAUGCGAUUGUGAAUGUGGGAGACUCGUUGCAGUUCCUUUCCAGGGGCAGACUGAGGUCGAGUUUGCAUCGGGUGGUGCCGCACCCGGAUGCCCUCAACCGUACCAAGUAUACCAUCGUUUACCUCAUGCGCCCAGAGACCGAUGCAGCGUUUGUCGAUGGAGAUGGAAAGGAGUGGAAGAGUAAAAACUGGUAUCUCCAGAAAUUUGAGGUAUUUGGGAAGGAUGGAGUUGAUGAGAGCCAUAGCUCCGUCUUAACGGGACGGAAAGAUUAUGAUGGGCGUUGGAAUCCGUUGAUUGCGGCUGCAACGGUUUAA
Microsporum canis CBS 113480 is the source of this 1173-nucleotide messenger RNA. RefSeq lists its product as hypothetical. The record is from RefSeq and is a predicted model, not a curated record. The transcript has 2 exons. Lineage: Eukaryota; Fungi; Ascomycota; Eurotiomycetes; Onygenales; Arthrodermataceae. Gene Ontology annotation, molecular function: dioxygenase activity. The coding region runs from base 1 to 1173 and encodes 390 amino acids.